AUGGUGCCUGUGGCUGUAUGCUGGUUGUUGACGGGCCCAGUACUGCGAGCCAUUCACAAGACUCCCGAGGACACUCGCCGAUGCGAGCUACUACGCGCUGGUGCUGGCCAUUUGCUUGCCCGUUCGUAUCGGUUUCUCGCAGUUGAAUUGCUUUUUCAAUGCGCAGAAGAUUAUGCGACCAUCGGUCGUGUGUUCCACGAUCGGCAUGCUCUUGAACCUGGUGGGAAACCUCAUCUUGGUCUUAGGCCUGACCGUCCCCAACUGGACCGGCUUCGGCUUUCCUGCUUGCCCGUGGGUCACGACGACCGUGGAGUUCCUUCAGCUCUUUAUUCUUUGGUUCAUCUAUUGUCGCACCUUGCGCUUGCACAGCGAAUGUUGGCCUGGAUGGUCAUGGGACUGAAUAUUACCAGAGAUCGUGUUGUCCAGUAUGUGAAGAUGUAUCUCCCAGCAGCUUUAUCCAUUGGCUCCGACUUUUGGCGACGUGUCUCGGUGAUCGGAACCAUCGCCAGUGAGGUGGGUCCGGACGACCUUGCAGUUUUCAAUGCCAGUUAUCGGAUUUGCUGGAUGGCCCUGACCUUUCUCGGAGCCUUAGCCGGUGGCGUCGGGGUCCAGCUGAACAUCGCCUUGGGCAAGGGAAGCACAGCGGAUGCGAAGCAUGCCGCGUGGGUUGGCACCAUGAUAGCCAUUGUCGUGCUGGUGGUGUUGGGGGUUCUCAUCCUGUGCAUCCCUCGCUCUUUGGCGCGGAUCUUCUCCAACGAUCCGAAGGUCCUGGACCUGUUCGAGUCGUGCCGCUGGCCUUUUGCUGCUUUCGCCGUGCCCAGCCCUGGACCGCUGAGGUGA
Messenger RNA from Durusdinium trenchii, 840 nucleotides. NCBI's taxonomy places the organism in Eukaryota, Dinophyceae, Suessiales, Symbiodiniaceae. The record is from the annotation of a GenBank genome assembly.